Messenger RNA from Schistosoma mattheei, 1173 nucleotides. The record is from the annotation of a GenBank genome assembly. Lineage: Eukaryota; Metazoa; Platyhelminthes; Trematoda; Strigeidida; Schistosomatidae.
AUGAGUAGAAUUCAUAAAACAGCUCAACAACAAAGAUUACAUCAUCAUGUCUAUCAAAUAACCCCAACAAUCCAUAAUCAUACCUCAUUACAAACUAUACUCCAUUCGGAAUUAUUAUUACUUGAUCAAUUAUUUGAUCAUCAACAAAUGAUUCAUUAUUUAUUUAAUAAAAAUACAUUUUGUUUAAAUAAUUCUAAUUUAUGGACAAUUGAAUGGUUACAACAAUAUUUAGAUAUAUUAACAGAAUUUGGACAAUUAUUAUUGAAAUGUAAUAAAAAUAGUACUACUAUUCAUAUAAAUAUUGAUGAUAUUCUACCUAUAACACGUUUAUGGCAUAGUUACUUACAAACAAGUUUAAUCUCAUAUCCUAUAGAAAGUAGAAUGCUUGAUUAUGAUCAAAAUAUCAAACAAAAAAUCAAUUUUACAUGGGAUAUGUAUAUUGUAUUACAUAAACCUAAUCAAUGUCAAUUAAGAUCAUAUUUAUUAAAUAAUCAAUCAAUAAUCAAUCAUAUACCAAAUUAUUAUUAUCUUACUAUACCAUCAUUAAUUAAUAUAGAGAAAAUGGAAUCAACUAUGGAAUCAUAUAAAAAACAAGAAAUCAAUGAUCCAUAUGAAUCAAUUCGUAUGACGGAUCAUUUUUUAUUGAAUAAUCAAUUAUUAGAUCAGUGGGAUUUGAUUUCACCAAUGAAAAUAUGUCAAUUAUUAUUUUCUAUAGUAUUACCAGAAUGUUUAAAUAGAAUAAUACUGAAUGAUUUUGGUCAAAAUAAUUUAAAAGUAAUUCGUUGGAAAUGUUUAUUUGAGAAUGAUAUUAAUAAAGCAAUUGAAGAAGGUUAUUAUCCAAUUGAAUUGGUGUCCAUGUUGACAUGAAUGGAUAAUUUGAUAAUCUUGGAUCAGGUUUCGAUGGUAACAAUUGGUUAAUAAGCCAAUCACUCCGAUUUUCAUACAUAAUAAUUAUAAUACUACUAAUAAUAAAUAUCAAUAAUUUCAAUGAAAUUUGUUAACAGGAAUGAAUCAAUUUUAUAAUAGAAUAAUGAAAAUUUCAAUGAUAGAUCAGUGUUUCUUAAUGUUCUCUUUUAUUAUUCUUAUCGUUGUUAUUGAUUUUAUUGUUAGUCUCUUGAUCAAUUGUAUGGAAACAAACUUGAUGAAUCAAUAAAUAGGCAAAAUGGUUAAUGU